UUAUUUUGAAGUAUCCCAACACGUUAUUUUUUAACAAUUAUCACAAAAUGUCUGUUGAACAUAAGUUUGAAAAAUUACCUAUCGCAGUUAUUCCAAAACAUUAUAACAUUCAUCUAACACCAAAUUUAGAAACUUUUAAUUUUGUUGGUGAAGUAGCAGUUGAUAUCGAAAUCCAGGCAGAAACAGAUGAAAUUACCCUCAAUUCUUUAAAUUUGGAUUUUGACUCUGUAAAAUUAAAAAAUGUUAAAAAUGAAUAUGCACCAAUUAAAACUACAUUUAUAUUUGAUGAGGAAAAAGUGGUCAUUAAGUUUGACACUGUUCUUGCAGCAGGAAAUUACAAUCUGUAUAUUCAAUAUAAAGGAAAACUUGAAGAUAAUAUGAGAGGUUUUUAUAGGAGCAAAUAUAUAGAUGAUAAAGGAAAAGAAUAUUAUUCUGCAUUGACUCAAUUUGCUCCUGCUGAUGCAAGACGAUGCUUUCCUUGUUGGGAUGAACCAGCUCAUAAAGCCACUUUUGAUAUUGCAUUAACAACUUCAAAGAGUCUAACAACACUGUCCAAUACGUCAGUUCAAAAAACUAUUCCUUCAGGAGAUGUUGUUAAAUAUUUUUUCAAAACAACCCCUAAGAUGUCUACUUACUUAGCGGCGUUCAUAGUAGGCCAUUAUGAUUUUGUUGAAAAGAAAUCAUCAGAUGGAGUAUUGAUAAGAGUUUAUACACCCCUAGAGAAAAAACAACAAGGAGAAUUUGCAUUGGAUGUUGCAUCGAAAGUGUUACCCUAUUAUAAGGAGUAUUUUAAAAUUGCCUAUCCUUUACCGAAAUUGGAUUUAGUGGCUGUGGCUAGUUUAAGUUAUGGUGCUAUGGAAAAUUGGGGUCUAAUUACUUACAGAGAACAACGUCUAUUAAUAGACCCUAAAAAUUCGUCAACAGCAAAUAAGCAAGAUGUAGCCCUAGUAGUUGCUCAUGAAUUAGCUCACCAGUGGUUUGGCAAUCUGGUAACAAUGAAAUGGUGGACAGAUUUAUGGCUAAACGAAGGCUACGCAACAUUUACCCAAUUUUUAGUCACUGAUUAUCUCUUUCCCGAAUAUAAUAUUUGGUCACAAUUUGUCAACACUUAUUUCUUAGCAGCUCUAGAGCUCGACAGCCUUAGAAAUUCCCAUUCCAUUGAAGUGGCUGUACACAAUCCCUCAGAAAUCAAUCAGAUUUUCGAUGCUAUUACUUACAACAAAGGGGCAUCCAUUAUCAGAAUGUUGUUUCAUUUUAUUGGAAAUGAAAAGUUUAGGGAAGGUAUGUCUUUGUACCUGAAGAGAUAUCAGUAUGGAAAUACUUCGACUGAAGAUUUGUGGAAUGCUUUAGAGGAAGCCAGCAAAGAGCCUGUUGCAAAAAUUAUGUCAACUUGGACCAAACAAAUGGGUUUUCCAUUAAUUAAAGUUGAAACUACAAGCAUAUCAGAUGGUACAAAAGUAAAACUUUCUCAAACUAAGUUCACUGCAGAUGGUACCCAAUCUGAAAAUUGUCGUUGGAUGGUUCCUAUAUCAAUUUCAUCAAGUUCGAAUCCAAGCGGUACAGUAAGCAAUAUUCUUUUAACCGAGGAAUCUACAGAAAUAACAAUUUUUGGUUUGAAAUCUACAGACUGGAUUAAAGUUAAUCCAGGAGUUGUUGGUUUUUAUAGAACACAAUAUACAGAUGAUAUGUUGAACAAAUUUUCGGUUGAUAUUAGGAAUCAAACUCUCCCACCUUUAGACAGAUUAGGUUUGUUAGAAGAUACCUAUGCAUUGGUAAAAGCAGGUUAUAUGAAUACGGGUACAUUGUUGAAUUUUCUCAAAAAUUAUGAAAAAGAAACGGAUUCGAACGUUUGGAUUUCUAUCAUUACUAUAUUAAAUAAGUUGGAAACGAUUCUGGAUUAUACUGACACUAGUGAUUUAUUUAGAAACUACCGAAAACAACUAGUACAAAAUAUAUUCAAAUCAGUUGGAUGGGAACCAAAGCCUAACGAUUCGCACAUAGAUACCCUACUCAGGGGCAAAAUUUUGGAACACUUCAGUUCAUUACAAGAUGAAGAUAUAAUAAACGAAGCGAGGUCUAGAUUUUUGAAACACGUUAAUGGUGAAAAAUUGUUACCAGCCGAUAUAAGAGUAGGUUGCUAUAAAAUAGUUGUUUCAUCUGGUUCGGAAAAGGAAUUCGAUUCUAUGUUCCAAUUAUACAAGACGACUGAUUUAAAUGAAGAAAAAAUGAGAAUUAUCAAUGGAUUAGGGUUCGUUAAGACCAGUCAUCUCAUAAAGAAGUUACUUGAUAUCGCUUUAUCAGAGCAUGUAAAAACUCAAGAUGGAAUUUUGGUUUUAAUAUCCGCUUCCAAAACAACUCUAGGAAGAGAAUUAACGUGGCAAUUCAUUAAGGAAAAUUGGGAUGGAAUAAGAGCUAAAUUUACAGCGGGUCCUCUCUUACAGAAUUUAAUUAAACAAGUUACUCACGAUUUUGCGACUCAACAGAAUAAGGACGAUCUAGAAGAGUUCUUCUCUAAGAAUAAAAACGCUUGGAUUGACAAAUCUGUACAACAAGUUUUAGAAAGUAUAACUGUAAAUGUUGCUUGGCUGAAAAGAGAUUCACAGGCCAUUAGGGAAUAUUUAAGUUCCCAAGCUACGUUUGUUAUGAAAUAGAUGAUGUAGAGUGGGUUUUUGUGGU
Molecule: messenger RNA, 2676 nt
Organism: Psylliodes chrysocephalus
Lineage: Eukaryota; Metazoa; Arthropoda; Insecta; Coleoptera; Chrysomelidae
Source: the annotation of a GenBank genome assembly